UGUCGGAACAAAAAAUUAUUCGACCACAUAACAUAUAUGUCCUGGCUUCGUCCCUGUUCAUACACAUCACAGUUAAACUAAUAUAAUUCAUACCACAGUACAAGUACUCAUAACAAAAUAUCCCGAAAAAAGGUUCAAUAUUCACUUCGAAGCAUUAAGUGUCUGUGUGGAUGUGGGGAUAUGUACAAAUUAGGGUUUAUUUUUUCUCGUUUUGUUUGAAUCACUACUUGAUGUACUGUAAUUCAUAGAGUUUAUACAAAUUCAGGGUUUUGAUUUUUCUAUGAUCUGAUUGAUGAUGUUCUAUAAUUAAAAUGGUUUAUCACUUUUAUUUAAUUUUGUUUUGAUUUCUUAGAUUCUUGAUUCUCUUCAGUACGUAAUUGAUCAUGCAGCCCAUGGAAAUUGAAGAGCUUCAAGAAUUAGAGAGAUACCAUGAAACAGAAUUAAAAAAAAAACACGAAAUUUUGGCCGAAUUUUCAGCCGAAAUUGAGCUAUUCCGGCGAGUUUGCCAGUUGAAACUCGUCUCUCCGAGAACAUUAGUACCGGCUCCUCUAUGACCGAAAAAGAAAAAAUCGUCGGUCUCGGCCGAGAUCGACUACAUAGGUUUAACUGUGAUGUGUAUGAAUCUCCGAAACUUUCGAGUAGUAUCUUCUCCGCCUCUUUGUUCCUCCGAAAAUCAAGGGUGACCAUCCGGAUCGUUCUUUAAGGAUGGAUACAAUUCAAGAAAAAGAACUAAACGAAGAAAAGAAGCAGACGAAGAAGACGAAGAAGAAGAAUGCCUGGGAGAAGAGGAAGGAGAUGAAUGCCAGGGAGAAGAGGAAGGAGAUGAAUGCCAGGGAGAAGAAAGAAGAAGAAGAAGUUGAGUUUGCCUUUGUAUUGUGUCUACCCUUUGUGUUUAGGCGUCGCGUUGUUGGUCUUGUCUUGAAGGAAUUCACCCAAAUUGGUUUGAAGUUAUUAGACCUGAGAUUGGUGAGUGUCUCAACAAAAUUUAUAGACGCUCACUUUGAGAAGGAGGGUAGAUCUGUACUUAAAACUACAGAAUUUGCAUAUCUUGGUGUUGGUCCAUUCCUUGCUAUGAAAUUGGAAGGAAAUGAUGCUAUCAAGGAAGCUUGUCGAGCCAUAGCAAACUGGAAAUUCAGGUCAACUGUUUACAUUAGUGCUACAGUUGAAAAGGCACUAGAAGAUGCUGCAACCUGGUUCCGCGACGAUGCUUCUGACUCGUUACAGAAAGCAAUGAAGAGGAACAGAAUGAUAUUCAACCACCCUGAUCACGGCAUAUGUGGUGGCUUGCCAGUACAAAUUGCACAAAGCAUAGUGAAAUACACCCGAAUCGCUUUUAGCCUCUCAAGUAUAACUCAGCGGUUCGUCCUAAUCAAGCCAAAGGCUUUCGAGGAAGGAAUUGUACCAGAGUUGCUAAGUACUAUUGAGAGUAACUGCCUUUACAUGAAAGGGUUAAAGCUGGUAAAAAAGUCUGAAGUUCCCGACAGUGUUGCGUGGUCUGAUGAUAAUUCUUCUUCCUCGGGUGAAACUCAGGCUGAAGAAUUUGGUAUUGCUUUAAUCGCGUGUCUUCCAGGUUUAAUGUUUGAUACAGAAGGUUCCUUGAUCAUCGGGAAGGAUCAUGUUAGCAGAGAGUUUGUGUUUGUAAGUGCGGCAGCGGAAUCGUCGUUGAAGUUUGUUAAAGAGUUUUUCGAAUUUGGUGUUGUUGGCUGGCUGGAUCCAUCUAUACCACCUGGCUUUCACGGCGGUUACUUCGAUUCAACCUUAACUGGCCUUGAAUUUGAGGAUCAGGAUCCAGAUAUGACUAAUCUGAUAAAUGAGUUCAAAAGGACUUGGCUUGAAUUCGAGGAUCAGGAUGCUCCCGAGAUGGAUAAACAUUUUCAAAUUUUGGAUCUGAUUAGCUAAAUCCAGCUAUAACUGAAUUUAGCGGUGGUUCCUGAACUGGGGAUUUAUAUGUUUUUUUUCUCCCUCAUUCAAUCUCGUAUAUUCAAUUUGUCUUUUGUUUUUAUGAAAUCUCUUGGAAUAAUCUAUUCCUUGUUUGUUUGUUUAUUCUGUGUGUUUAUGCUGGCUUCAUGUGAGCAAACAAGUAUAUUGAUGUGUGCGCUAUUCUCAAGUUAUCAAUCCUUUGCUGCA
This is a messenger RNA of Papaver somniferum (opium poppy), 2127 nucleotides long. RefSeq lists its product as uncharacterized. Bases 706 to 1899 code for a protein of 397 amino acids. Lineage: Eukaryota; Viridiplantae; Streptophyta; Magnoliopsida; Ranunculales; Papaveraceae. Gene Ontology annotation, molecular function: nucleoside diphosphate kinase activity. The record is from RefSeq and is a predicted model, not a curated record. The transcript is spliced from 7 exons.